UCGCUCCGUGGCUUUGAGGCGUCCGUUGCCAUGGUUACCGUCAAAGAAAACAUACCUGUAGCUUAGGGUAGCUUAGUUAGCACUGUUAGCUAAUUGAUGCUACAUAAGUAUCGCUUUCACGGUACGGUAGUCGGACCAAAUGAGGCGCGGCGGGUCACCGAGGAAGGAGUUCAGACCUCUGAGUCACGCAGAUAACAAGAAGCUAACAAAAUCAGAGGAGUUGUACUACUUGGAUGUUGACCAGUCCAAGAGCUCUUCUCUUGAAGGCGGGGAUAUUCAGCCUCUGACCCUUCACCCACGGGACCUCGAUAAAAUUCAUACACCAAAACCACCCAAGGGACAUCAAAAACCAGUGCCCAUGGCUUGUGUGCGUAAGACAAAGCCUGCUGAGGAAGUUACAGAUGCUGUGCGAUGGCCGUUGACUCAACCAGUGGAUCUAGAUCCUGACUCUGAACCUCUGGACUACACAGAAAUGGAAGGGCUGCGGUUUGAUGACCAAGGGAUGGUUCUUCCACACAGCAUCCUGGGUAGUUUAGAGGAUUUCAGAGAUUAUCUGGAGGCCAAAGGGGAGACAGAGGUACAUGAAAAAAACUAUCUUGGGGGUGAAGAUUGCAGAUUGCAACCAGCUGAGACUUCUCCCAUGUGCCAAUUGGUGAAGCGAAUACCAAAGUCCCAGAGACAUAAUCCAUCUGAGGCCCCACGGAGGCAUCACACCGAAGCUGUGCAGAAUGAGCGUGGGAUCUCCUCAGGCCACAGAAACAUCCAAAGUAAUGCUCUGCAGCAUUGGCAUACACAGAUGACGCAGCGCAGGCGGCAGCAGGACUUCUUAUCUGUUAUCUCUCUAUUCAUCUGCUGCUCUUUUCAACUCCUUCAAGACCAUCUCGACAGGCCAGUUGAAAACUUACUGAUGAACCAAGCUAACCACUUCAGAGAAACUCAGGAGAAGAGGGAGUUUCUAAGCCAAGUCAUGCCACUCAUCCACCCUGGAUAUGGUUACCGUGUGGGCAGUGAGUUUUGGAGUCUCCCACAGCGUUAUGGAGAUGAAAUGAGUGGCAUCACAGCCACUCUGACUCAGACACAGCAGGGCAGAUGGGAGCCUGUCACACAUAUAGGACAACCGAGCAGCAUACGCCAGGAAUCAGGAAUAUUUGUUGCUGAGACUCUGCGUCCAGCCUCUCGGACUUGGGAACAGUCCUUAUACCUUAAGCACCAGCGCCAGGAGCUCGGAGAAGUUCUACAGGACAUGGACAUCAAAAAGCCGGACAUCAAUGGACUGGAAGUUAUUGGCUCUGGAAAGCCUUUCACUUCUGUCACAGUGUGUCCCAGUCCCUUACUGGACAAGGAGGAAGAGGAGGCAGAGCACAAGAUGAUGAAGAAGGAGAACAUUGAUCCACAGACACAGUAUGAUGAUGUUCGGUUGGAUGCUCUGCACAUUCCUGCCUUAAGGUUCUGUGGUCAGCUUGCUAGCUGGACUGGAAACUCUACAACUAACCAGGGAGAAGUAGGAAUCAGUGCCACAAUAUUCUUUGAGGCCCUGACUGGAGACAGAGCAUCAUCCCACCUGGAGCUGCACAAUGAGGGCAGCACAGCCAUCUUCUACAGCUGGCAGCAGCUUCCAGUGCCACACAGCUUUCCUAAACUACGAUCACAAACAAAGAACCUGCACUUCUACUUCAACUCCUCCUCUGGUGUCAUCCGUCCAGGUGACACCCAGCGGGUGGAGUUCAUAUUUAAGUCUGAGGAGCCAGGCAUAAAGACUGAACUAUGGCAGCUCCUCACCCACCCUUUGCUGCUGCAAGGAGCCUCCAUGCAGGUCACAUUGAGGGGAGUGGCUCUGUACCAGGACAAAAGUGCAGACCAGAAGCUUUUCAUAGAGACAAAGCUGGAAAAGACAGUGAAGGUAAAAAUGUGUUGGUCCAUUGUGUAUGAGAUGCUGCAGGGAGUCCGCACCCCAGAGAGACCCAGUUCUCCUGCAGAGCUUUAUGUCACUGAGGAGCAGGAGUUUUUAAGCAAAAACCCCAAGUUGCAGUACCUUCAUCAGCCAGUGGAGGAUCUAAAGAGACUGUGGCAAGAGGUUCAUCCAGGACAUACCUGGGACCUCUCUGUCGAUACACUCCAACAGGUUGUGCUGUCUCUGCCCAAGCAAGAGUCAGCUCAGGAAAACAGCCUGACCCAACUCAACUCUCUGCUUCUGCAGCUUUCUGAACCCUCUCAACUGAAACACCGCCAGCUAACAGCAACAGCUAUAGGGCAGCAGCUGUGGAGGAAACUGCUGGACACGAUGGCUGGUGAGGCCAUGUGGCUCAGAAACCUGCUGGGCCUUCCAGAGAAAGACACAUGGAUCAAUAAAAAGGAGGAAUUCCUGGUCUCUGAUCCCGAUAUGGCUGACAGCAUAGAUGAGAGGAGUGAGACAAAGCAAGGAGCAGCUGCUGAAGAGCAGAGCAAUGGGUCAAGGUCCAUAUUUAAAGAUGACAACAAAGGGGAGUCCAAGUCAGCAACAACUGAAAAAUCAGUGGAGGUGAGGGGACGAAAGGAAAGCAAAAAGAAAGGGAAGAGAAGGGAGGAAGUGGGGAAACGCACUAGAGAAAAGCAAGGGAAGGACUCGGCCUCUCUGAUUGAUAUCCCUUCAGACAGCAUCAGUCAACAACCUCCUGAUGGCCAAGGUGUAGGGCCGGAGGUGAUGGACAUUUAUACAAGACUCCUGCACGUAAAGGUUUAUGCUCUGAUGGAAGACCUGGUGGAUAACCUGUGUGACCUGAUGGAUGACCUUAAUGAGGGAAACACAGAAGCACUACACACACAAUAUUAACAUGUGAGAGCAGGCUCAGGAGCCUACACAUGAAUGUUUUAUUCCUAAUUCUGUCGUUUUUAUACCUUUUAUUUUGUUGUGACAUCAAUAAAGUGUUUGUUCCU
This is a messenger RNA of Epinephelus fuscoguttatus (brown-marbled grouper), 2913 nucleotides long. RefSeq names its product mycbp associated protein. The record is from RefSeq and is a predicted model, not a curated record. Lineage: Eukaryota; Metazoa; Chordata; Actinopteri; Perciformes; Serranidae. The coding region runs from base 140 to 2809 and encodes 889 amino acids. The transcript is spliced from 19 exons.